Molecule: messenger RNA, 957 nt
Organism: Eremothecium cymbalariae DBVPG#7215
Lineage: Eukaryota; Fungi; Ascomycota; Saccharomycetes; Saccharomycetales; Saccharomycetaceae
Gene: TFB6
Product: TFIIH complex subunit TFB6
Exons: 1
Coding region: 1-957 (318 amino acids)
Cellular component (GO): transcription factor TFIIH holo complex
Source: RefSeq, a predicted model, not a curated record
AUGAGUGAUGUUACAGGGGUGCUAUCCACACCAAGAACGCCGGAGCAUCCUUCGGCGGACCAAGAACUCAAUAUAAAUGAUGUAAAGGAGAUACCAGAUGAGGAAAUGUUGGAUUUAGACCUUAAUCCUGAUUUAAGUACGAAUGAUGAUGACUAUGAAUAUGGAAAGGGAACAGUAUCUGUCGGGAGCAAGACUAGUAAAGGUACGUUGAAUGAUAUAGUGGAUGAAGGUUAUGAUAAUAGCGAUGAUUUCCAGUCCCGUGUAAAUUUGUAUUUUCCAUUUCUAUCACCAGAAAAGCUGCCCGAUAUUGACAAUCAUACCAGUAGCAACAGACGCCGAUUAUCAAAUUCGCAACAAUCCAAGUUUAUUGUCUACUGUGACCACCAACUGGCGCGUAUUCGACGAAAGGUGGUUCAAAGUCAAGGGCUACGGCCGGAGCAAGGGUAUGAAAUGUUGACGGAUUUAAUUCUCGACUUGAAAAAGGUUGUUGAUUUCAUAUGGUAUUCGCUAGAUUGGUGUUCAAAUACUGAAUUGUUGUUGGACCAGGCCGUGCAGCAAGAAGAGCGAGACUACAAGGGCACACAUAACACAAACUUUGGACAACAGCAGUAUCUGAUUCAGAUUGCAGACGAGUUUCCUGAUUAUUUAGAUAAGUUUUCAUUCAAAGCGUUAGACAGGAAGCAGCUGCAGUCGACUUUUUCCAGGGUCUUCACGUUCAUGAAGACGUUUGAUAUGAUGUUUGUACGACUGUUAGAUGGCAAAAUGCCGGGUCAGCAUGGUUGCACGUUGACAGAAAAAGUACGGAUAGCAGGGGUAGUACGUCGUACAAGAUACAAAAUGCAGUCUAUCAUUCAUUACCAGCUCCUUCAAAACUGGGGUGGUGAUUGUGAGCUCAUUCAAGAAUAUGACCACGAAUCCAAUACGGUUUACGAAAAAACUAUGCAAAGAUGCAUGUGA